This is a messenger RNA of Moesziomyces aphidis, 5664 nucleotides long. The record is from the annotation of a GenBank genome assembly. Lineage: Eukaryota; Fungi; Basidiomycota; Ustilaginomycetes; Ustilaginales; Ustilaginaceae.
AUGGCGCCUCAGUACCCUUCCAGCAGGCCGACCUCGCUCAGCGUCGAUCGCUUCAGCAGCACCAGCGAUCGUCGCCACUCCUCCUCUUCAUCUCACCACCAACGCCCCCAGAUCAACUCACGCCCCAUCACCCUCUGGACGCACGAUCCGCCCAACUUUUCGCGCAACGAGGUCGUGCUCAACCCCGACUUCUCCCUGCCGCGCCUCACUGAUGCCGACCUCCUCCAGCUCACGCUCCCGCCCGGAUCGAGGCUGCCCAGCCACCACAUCCCUUUCGGCCCCAAGGAUCGUCGCAAGCGCUCUUCCAAGGCCACCUUUGUCUUUCGCGGCACAACAGCAGCAGCCGACGCCGACUUCAUCGCUCGGCAGCCACAGCUCCAGAUCAGCGUCUCCAAAAACAUCGCCAACAACUAUGGCUUCUACAACCGAGCAGAGGCCGUCCUCACCCGCGUCUCCAAGGAUGAUUUCACCAUCGACCAUGUCGAGCUCUACUUUCGCGACCAGUACGUCGGCAGAGCAGAGAUGUGGAGAGUCUUCCAGAAUCUCGAGGACACCUGCGUCUAUUGCGGACAAAAGGUCACGCUAGCCGGUAGCGUUCGCGCCACCAUCGGUCGCAUCUUUAUCAAGGAGAAGAAGGUCACCAGCGGAUACGUCUCGGCCUCCACCAAGGCCAUCUUCCGCUCCGAGUCGGCAAAGUACAACCUCUUCAUCCAGCUCGCAAGGGAAAUGUGGGAGUUUGACGAGGACGGUGAGAUCUACUACGAGAAGGCGCUCCAGGGCUUCAUCCCCGAACUCCUGCGUCGCUGGAGGGCGGUGCCCACCAACCACAUCCUCACCGUCAUCCUCUUCGCCCGCGUCCACUACGACGACUCCGAGCUACACAUGCUCGAAGGCCCCAUCCGCAAGGACUGGCGCGGCAGACACUACAUCGACUACUACAAGGUCGUCGUCGAUCUCGAGUCCAACUGCAACUGGGAUGCCGUCAUGACCACGCUCAAGGAGGAGUUCUUCCGCUUCCAGCACGACAUCCUCCUCCUCCGUCGGCCCAUCUCCGGCCCCGCCGCUUCGCACGAGGAGCUCCACGCCGACCUCAUCCGCGACCGCGUCCUCAUGGCCGGCCGCCUCUCCUACUCGUACGAGGGCAACCUUCUCGAAGCCAUCAACCUCGCAUUGAAUCCGUUCGACGAGCACUACAUCGACAGGGAUCUCAACCGCACCGGUCUAUCCAUGGUCUUUGUCACCGCCGGCACCGGCCACUUCGACGUCGACAAGAAGCUCUUGCGCAUCACCACAGAGCGCAUGAUCGAGAACGGCACCGGUCUCGACCUCGUUUGCCUCACAAAGAUGCCGCUGCAUUCGGUGCCUCUCUUUCACUUCAAGUCGCACUACCCCGACCCCUCCGAGCUCAAGCAGAGUCAGGCCAGCCGUACUCAGCGCCGCGCCACCCCGGGCGCUGGUCCCGGCAUGACCGUCCAUCGACCGGGUCAGCCCCCUUUACUAUCGCGCCACUCGUCUUCGCGUCUCGCCGCGGCCAGUGCGGCUGCGCUGAAUCCGCCCGAUCCGCUCUACUUUGACUCGAAGAAGCCCGUGGAAGAGGAGGAGGACUUCUACUCGAUGCCUCACUGGAUCGAUUGCAGCUUCUACAACUUGCAGCAGGACAAGCCCUUCCGCGCCGACCGCUUCGUGCCAAGAUGCAAGAUGUACGAGGUCCAAAUGAUGGGCAUCAUGGAAAACCAGAUCUCGGACAUCGCCAUUCCGUAUCUGGAUCUCAAGGCAGUCAACAAGGCUUCGUCCGUCGGCUCCUCGUUCUACCUGCCUCGCCACGCCGGCCCCUCGAGCUCGGGCUUCCUUUCCGAGCCGCGCAACAGCCAACUGUCGGACCUCGCGCUCGUCGGUCUCUCACCAAAGCAGCAGAGGCGCAUCGCGCGCGAGCGCUUCGAUCACGACGUGUUCAAAGACGUCCCUCCUCUCGUAAGAGCUCCGACUGCAAAGCAAGUUCAAGCGGCCUCGGGCGGAGCCGCGGGCAGUCCAGCCGCGAGCGAGAUCCAGAAGCCUCUCGACCGACCCGGUCUGCGUCGCAACCCGAGCUCAGGCUAUGGCGGUGCGCCUACCACCAACGCCAACUCGGCUGCCUCCUCAGUGUCGCCGGGCAAGGUCAGCAACGCUCGACAGGGUGGCCCGCCGCCCAGAGCGUCCAGGCUGGGGCGCGAAGCGUCGUUCCGCGAAGAAGAGGCUGCCAAGGAUGCGUCCGCGCCAACUUCGCCCACCAAGCCACGCUUCACUGUGCUCGAAGAGACCGUUAAUCGUCCACCAUUAAUGCGUCCAGUGUCGCAGAUCAUCAGCCCCACCAUCAGCAAGCCUCGCUCGAGACCUGGAUCUAUCCGCUCUGUCAACACUUUCUCCCGGGGCUUCCUGCCCAUGGAGCCGAUUGGCAAGGCUAAAGCGCUCGUGGCUUCCACCGAUGCCGUUCUGUCCGCAACCUCGCACGUCUUCGACGAAGAUCUUCCCGAGGAAGACUCGCAGAAGAACGGCGAGGGCCAAGACAGCCUCGGUUCCUUGAGAUCUGCGGCGCCAUCCAAGCCAAAGGGCUAUGCUUGGCUGUGGAAGACUCUGACGGGCGCAGCACACGGCCGAGCAUCAGGCUCAGAACGCUCUGCCGAUGUGGACGACGUCACGAGCAUCGAUGACUACUCGACGCCCGCGACACGCAGCAUGCAGGAGGUGCUCAGUGCCCAGCUCAGACAGCAGGCGGGAGGAUCCAGCAAGGACAGGAGCCCGGCACGAAAGGCUGGUCCGGUCCCCGGGCGGUUAACGCGGACGUCCUCGCUGCUUUCAGUGCAUGAAGCAACGGGCCCUUCACCCAUCAAGAUCCCAGCACAAGCCACGCCACGCACGAGGCAAGAGCAGGAGGUGGAAGAGAAGAUUCUUCGCGAUCAGGAAGCAUAUGAGCAACAGCUCGAGGAAGAAGAGGCGCGGCAGAGAUAUGCGCAGCGAGCCCAGGUCGAAAAGCAGACGCUCGUGAACCCUUCCAACCCGAGCAAGAAUCUCAAAAACAGCACCUCGCAGCUGCUCCGCUGGCAGCAUCUCUUCCCGCGCCGCCUCAACCACCACGCCGUCAAGUGGCGCUCCAUGACGACUCCAGCCUGUCUGCCGCUCACAACUCUCUACCUGCCCACCGAGAGCGACCUAGCGGCCAUGUGGAGCGAACACCCGCACACGACUUCCAUUUCGGCAGAGACGGCCUCCUUCUUGCUGAAGAAGGCCAGCUCCACUCACCCAGCGCUGGCUGUACUCCGCGAGAUGGCAUACCACCGGCUCGCACAAGGCUACCAGUUCAUUGUGCCGGCCAGCAAGCAGACGCGCACGGUCUCGAGUCGAAAGCUCGUCGAUCCCAAACACUACAGCCUUCGAUGGCCGUCCGAGCUGCUUCAACCGGGAAACUUAGCGACGGGCAAUCCCAUCUUCCUCAGCGUGACCAACCAGAUCCACCGCAUUUCGUACGAUCGCUCGACCUCGGCGAUCAACGUCAAGCGGUACGUGCGCAAUACGGACUAUUCGACCGAUCCAAUCGAUUACGAAUGCUGCAUCUGGCCGCGCCAUCUGCCGGGCUACCAGACGGUCAAAGCCCGCUUCACUUAUCCAGACUCGGCAAGCUACAAUUGGACGUACCUCGACUCGCUGAUUGCAGGCUAUGUCGACGAAAAGUUUGUCGAGUCGCUGCGGUACUGGCGCACGCGCUUCGUGCUGGUGCCGUCGGCCGGAUCGCCACCACCCAUGAAGGCGCCCACCGGCGAGGACCUGGACGAUGAAGAGAUCCGGCUCAUCGGCACGGACAAGCUGGCGGAGCUCUUCCACCGAGCGCGGUUCGUGCGCAGCAAGGAGGAGCGAGACCAGGCGCACGUCCAGCGCUUCCUGCCGACGUCGUUAGAUCCGGCCAUGUCGUUGCAGGACGAAGACUUCAUGAAGCAGUUGGCCGAAGAGAAUGCCAAGCAGCGUGCGCAGUCGGCCUCGGCCAAGAAAAGGCUGCAGAAGGCGCUAGCGGGACGCGCGCUCGAGGCCGUGGCCAAGGACAUGCGGUCGGGCGGACUGGUGAUCAACGACAGGAUCUGGCACCGGAUGCUCUACUCGGACACCUUCACGGGCGCCGACUUUGUCACGUGGAUGUGCAACGAGUACACAGACGUGCGCGCGCGCGAUGACGCCGUCGAGUGGGGCAUCAAGCUUAUGGAGGAAGGUCUGUUCGAGCACGUGCACAAGGCGCACGGCUUCUUGGACGGACACUACUUCUACAGGCUGAGGAGCGAGUACGCAGGAUCCAAGGGCAGCAAGUCGUGGUUCCGCGGUACGGACAGCCAGCGCGGCUCGUUCUCAGAGGCCCCAACACGGCCUUUGGUACACUCGAGCAGUCAACACUCGGGUCUCGGUGCGGGCGACUCGAGGCGGGCUGCCUCGGGCGACCAUGGCGACACUGCCGGCUCGCGCUCGGCUGCAGCCACGACGGGUACGGCAGCAGUCAUUGCCGCGUCCAUUGCUGGUGGUGUUGCCGCGCCGGCGACCUCGUCGCGCUCUUCCGCGGGCGGCCACUCUCGCAGCUCCUCGAUGCACCAUCCGCAUCCGCCCUCGCUGACCAUGUCAUCUGCGACGCCGAGCCGCAAGAAGAAGAAGGUGCAGCUGUCGCGUUCGAUGAUCAUCGACGUCGAUCCCGGCCGGCGCAGCGACCGCGCCGAGGUGGCGUUCCUGCACCACGACAUUGCGCACAAUCCGGCCAACGGGUUCAACUUCCAGAUCCACUGGCUGUCGACCUCCGCGCGCUUUAUCGAGGACACGGUGCAGACGUGGACGCGCACGGUGGAGCGCUACGGUCUUCGGUUGAUCGAGGCGCCGAUCGGGCAGAUCAAGGACGUGAGUCUGCACAAUCCGUUCCAGGCGCCGGUGCAGAUCGAGUUGGCGCUGCCGCCGCCGGCGCCCGACACGUACGCAAAGCGGCUGCCGAGCGGCACGCUGCCCGAGCUCUGGUUCGAGUAUGCGCUGCUGAGGCGGUUCGGAUUCGUGCUGGACCAGGAGGCGAGCGGGAGGUAUCCGAAGGACGUCGAGAUCACGUACAGCUCGAGGCCGAACGAGUUCGAGUACAGCCAAUUUGUGCAUCGGAGCGGUGUAGCGUUUGUGCAGGUGCUCGGUGGGCUGGAUGGAUUCCUCUGGCUCAACAACCGGCUGUUCAACAGCCACACGCACGGCGCGGCGGGCGGAUCGGCGCAGCGACACCACCCGCAGCAUGCAGGACGCGGUGGCGAACGGCAUGCGCGCGAGGAGGCGGCGGCGCCGUCUUCGCCGGAUGCGGACGCCGUGCGGCUCGAGCUGACGCGCUUCUGUUCGGACCGCGACGAGCUGGAGCGCUUCUACCGCAAGGUGCUUGCGCAGCUGCUCCAGGUGGAGAAGGAGGAGCACGAGCGCGAAGAGCUCACCAAGGAGUACGUGCGCUCGAUGCUCGAGCAGCAGCGCGGGCAGAUGGACACCACAACGGCUGGCGGCGCGAGGGGGAAGAGCCGAUCGGGCAGUCAGCACAGCAGCUCGGGCGCAGGCAGCAUCUACGGCGGCCUCUCCAGAGACGGCGUCCUUCAGGCUCUCGCUCAAAUCGUACCGGACAACAAGCGCGACGAGGCAUGA